AUGCGAGGGAGAUACGAAAAACUUUCACUGUGCUUUGAUGUUUCCGAUGGGACUGAUGAAAUACCACGUUUUGAGGAUGUUUGCAUGCCCUACGUCUUCCACCCAUGUGGUCAUCAUCGAAAUGAAAAAUACUACGGCAAAUGUCCUAACCACCUGUUCCGAACUCCAUCGUGUAAGCGCGUCUGUCAAUCCGGAUACAAUAAGUCUUAUGAGAAGGAUAAGAUUUACGGUAUGUUAAUUUUUAAGCGCCAGCAGGUGCAGAUUAUUGCCUCCAAUUACAUUUUUCAGGAAAAUCAGCAUACAUGGUCCCGAAUGACGAGACACUUAUCCAAAAGGAAAUUAUGGAAAACGGACCAGUACAAGCUGCAUUUACCGUUUUUGAAGAUUUUUCUCAUUAUCAGUCCGGAAUAUAUGUGGUAUGGAAGAAUUUCUUCUCUCUAUCUAGUUCUCGUCACCGUAGUUGGAAAUUCAGAAAUCAAUGGCGCAUGUUAUUGUUUGAAGGUUUCUUUUCACACAUUCCAGCAUACUGCCGGGAAACAGGAAGGCGGACAUGCCGUUAAGUUGAUCGGAUGGGGAGUUGAAGGAGGAAUCAAAUACUGGCUUGUUGCCAACUCAUGGAACACCGACUGGGGAGAGAACGGUAUGCCGUAG
Angiostrongylus costaricensis is the source of this 651-nucleotide messenger RNA. The record is from the annotation of a GenBank genome assembly. NCBI's taxonomy places the organism in Eukaryota, Metazoa, Nematoda, Chromadorea, Rhabditida, Metastrongylidae.